Oncorhynchus masou masou (cherry salmon) is the source of this 3137-nucleotide messenger RNA. RefSeq names its product DEAD (Asp-Glu-Ala-Asp) box polypeptide 28 (gene ddx28). The coding region runs from base 229 to 1959 and encodes 576 amino acids. NCBI's taxonomy places the organism in Eukaryota, Metazoa, Chordata, Actinopteri, Salmoniformes, Salmonidae. The record is from RefSeq and is a predicted model, not a curated record. The transcript is spliced from 4 exons. Gene Ontology annotation, molecular function: RNA helicase activity; ATP binding; mRNA binding.
AUUCGCCACCGACGCAUAUGCAUUUAAAUGUUUGAAAAUUGAACGGAAAAUACAGUCCGGUAAAAACGUAUAUAAUCAAAUAUAUCUUGUUCUCGGAGGGCAUUUGAUAAAUUAUACACUAUAAUGAAAUACAACAGAAACGAUAUUGUCUAUUUGUGAAGACGUGCACCAGCUGAUUCCUCCUACCUAACGUUAGCUAGCUAGUAGGCUAGUUAACUUACCAUCGGAAUGCAGUCUGUGAAGGUUGGCUACUCAGUAUUGUUUACGUUGAUAUCAAAACACAACUACUCGUUCUCGGGUCAUUUCAGAGCACUAGCAUGUAGUCAUGGUACAACCAGUUCAGCCUGUGGUGCCCAUCCCAUGUCAACCACAGCACAGCCUGUGGUCAUUCGCAUUCCUAGACACAUGCAGGAGCAGGUAGAAAAUGUGAAGCAAGUGAGAGGCAAGAACAAAGUCAACACCAUCAAGGCUGGCAAGCUCCUAAUCAAAAGCAAGAACCCAGAACUGAAUCAGUCCGCAGGCUACACACUUGGGAAAUUUGAGCAGCCCCAUCUCUCCUCCAAAGGAUGGAAACACAACAAAUCAUUUGGUGACUACUUCACGGUUAACAACACUCAGCGUACUCCACCCGUUGUCACUGAAAUCCAGGAUGAGGAGGGUGACAAACUCAAAGAGAAGAGUAAACCUAUUACAUUUCACAACCUUCACCUCUGCCCGGACUUAGUGGAGGCUUUGGGCAAGGACAACAUAACUCGCCCUACAACCGUUCAACUACAAACCAUCCCCAAGCUCCUGAAAGGCUACAACAUCCUGUGCGCAGCUGAGACGGGCAGCGGCAAAACCCUGAGCUACCUGUUGCCUGUCAUUCACAAACUACAGGCUGAGAAAGCAGCAGAUUCCGAGUCUAUAGAGACCACACCCAGGACACGCUCUGUUAUCAUUGUCCCCUCUAGAGAACUUGCUGACCAGGUCUCAGCUGUGGCUAGGAGCCUGUGUGGCCCAUUCGGGCUGAUGGUGAAGACAGUGGGAGGUGGGAGAGGUGUGGGCAACAUCAAGCUGGCCUUCACCAAGGGUCCCCCGGAUGUGUUGGUGGCCACACCUGGUGCCCUUGUCAAGGCCCUGCGGAGACGCUACCUAGACCUGAGGGAGCUGAGCUUCAUGGUGGUGGACGAGGCAGACACCAUGUUUGAUCCCAGCUUCUCUGGCAUGCUGGAGCGCAUCCUGGCCCAGACCCGUGUGGCCUGUGACCCCUCAGAGACCCAGGGCCCCGGCUCCACCCGCAAGGCCCAGCUGGUGGUUGUGGGGGCCACCUUCCCCGGUGGGGUCGGAGAGGUUCUCAGCCAGGUGACGGACCUGGGAAGCAUGGUGACCAUCAAGAGCAAGAAUCUUCACUUCCUCAUGCCACAUGUAAAACAGACCUUCCUGAAGGUGAGGGGAGCUGACAAGCUUCUGGAGCUCCACCAGGCGCUGAAGGCAGCAGAGCAGGACAAGGCUGGGGUGUUGGUGUUCUGUAACCGGGCUUCUACAGUCAACUGGCUGGGCUACUCCCUGGAGGACAUGGGGCUGAGACACGUCCGACUGCAGGGGGAGAUGCCUGCCUCCCUCCGGGCUGGAAUCUUCCAUUCCUUCCAGAAGGGACAGGUAGACGUGCUGAUUUGUACCGACAUCGCUUCUCGUGGACUGGACACCCAGAGGGUCUGUCUGGUGGUCAACUACGACUUCCCAGAAUCUCACACGGACUAUAUCCACCGGGCUGGACGGGUGGGCCGGGUAGGGAGUGUGGAGGAUGGGGAGGUGCUCAGCUUCGUCACCCACCCCUGGGACGUGGAGCUGGUGCAGAAGAUUGAGACGGCUGCCCGGAGGAGGACAAGUCUGCCUGGGAUGGAAUCCUCCAUAAGGAAGCCUGAGCCCAAAGCAGCCGAAGAGGAGGAGGAGGAAGAAGAGGGGUUGCUCUACUAGUUGGUCUGCCACAAAUAAGGAUAUUACCAAAGUAGAAUUAACUUGUUUGAUUAAUUUGUUCAUUAAAAUGAUUGUAUCCAUGAUAGCCAAAACCAGCUGUGUGAGACUGAAUCCUUUGUCUCCAACACAGGCAUGAUCGUCUUUCAAUUUGACCUUUUUAGAUGCCACAUCAUGUUUGAGACUGGAACUAUGAUCUGACUUCUCUUUUUAACCCAGAUAGUUACCGCAUGUCAUUCCAAAGAGGAAGUGUCUUUGGUAAUGUACAAAAAUCAUGCCCUCUUACAAGCAGCAGGUGUGGGGCACAUGUUUGCACUUCUCACGGGUAAUCACGGGGUGGCAGUAUUUACUUUAUUUGACCUGUCAUACAGCAGUCAUAAAAUAACCAGAGAAGGGCUAUGGCUGAAUAUAGCCUUAUUUUAAUGCUCAUCCACAUGCGGCAAGCCCUUUUAUGGAAUUUAACUCAGCCAUACUAACUUGUUUUGGUAAAACAUAGGUUAAGGAAUCUAAAAAACAUUUGGAACAAGUAUGGAAUACUGAUUUUAUUUUUUAUUUUAUUUUUUCCUUCCAGAAACUAAAAUAAUUUCCUUAAAAGAAAGAGUAACUCAUAUAACCCUUCAUGUAUCUGGUAGGGUGCCACUGAGACAACGGUGCUAAUCUCUUCUCACUAACCACAGGUAGACACACAUUAGCAUAUUACGUUUUGGAAAGUGGUCUUCACUCUGUUUCUGCUUUUGUGUGUAAUACAGAAGCAUGACAUUAUAACCUCCAUAUGAAGACAUUUCCAUGAAUCUACAGUCAAGUUGGAUUCAGGCCCGAGCCUUGAAGUCUAUCCCAUUGAUUCCUGCGGUUACUUGUUUUAGAGGAAGCAAGAUGUUUGAACAUGAUGUGUCGGAGUGAAAAUAAAUCUCUGUGAAAUCUGGUUUCUAAAUAUGCCUUUAUAUUUUCUCACUUAUUGAGUUUGCUUUAAUUGCACCAAAUAUAACAUUACUAGGUUGCUGUACCAUAAACAUAUACAGUGGGGCAAAAAAGUAUUUAUAGUCAGCCACCAAUUGUGCAAGUUCUCCCACUUAAAAAGAUGAGAGAGGCCUGUAAUUUUCAUCAUAGGUACACUUCAACUAUGACAGACAAAAUGAGAAGAAAAAAAUCCAGAAAAUCACAUUGUAGUAUUUUUAAUGAUU